Penicillium malachiteum is the source of this 345-nucleotide messenger RNA. Its product is annotated as putative C2H2 finger domain protein. The transcript is spliced from 3 exons. Lineage: Eukaryota; Fungi; Ascomycota; Eurotiomycetes; Eurotiales; Aspergillaceae. The coding region runs from base 1 to 345 and encodes 114 amino acids. Gene Ontology annotation, molecular function: zinc ion binding; nucleic acid binding. The record is from RefSeq and is a predicted model, not a curated record.
AUGGGUGCUUCACGCAGAAUUAAGACCAAGCGUCGCACAAGAGACUACGAUCAGGUCUGUGCCGACAUCGACAAGCCUCGUCACCUGCAGCUGUACAAGGAGUCCAAGGAUACUGAGGAUCUUCCUGGUUUGGGACGCCACUACUGUGUAGAGUGCGCAAAAUGGUUUGAGAGCGAUUACAACCUCAAUGCGCACACCAAGGGCAAGAACCACAAGCGACGAGUUCGCAUCUUGAAGGAAGAGCCUCACUCUCAGAAACUCGCGGAAGCUGUGAUCGGUCUGGGUGUCGAUAACUUCAACGUUCUCAAGCAAUCUGAAGACAAUGCCGACGCCAUGAAGGACUGA